AUGAAUUAUCAUCAACAAGAUCAUUUUUAUAAUUGCUAUGGCGAUAGUAACAGUAGCGCCAAUAAAGGUAACUUUAAUAUGCAUCCUGUAGCUGCUACGAUGACUGCUUCCACUGUCUUUUUCCCUCAAGAACAGUACUGCGAUGUUUAUGGUAAUGAUACUCCCUAUGUUAAACUAGAAAAAAAGGAAGAAGAUGGUGAUCCGAAUGAUUACCCUUUUUUUAAAAACAGCGGUUUUACUACAAACGAGGCUGACGUAAAUACAGCUUUUAAUCAUCCGGAUUACUACUAUUAUUACUCUAAUAAUAAUAUAGUUUCUACUGCUGCUAAUACCACUACUACAACCGCUUUCUCUGAUAAUAGUGUGGAAGAUCAAGAUUGUUACUAUCAUCAACGUGAUCACAAUAUUAAUAAUACUGACACUGCCAUGAAUUCUUAUAACUACAACUACAAUUACAAAAAUAACAUUAAUAAAGCUGCAAACAAUAAUAGUAAUAAUAAUCUGCAUUAUACCGAAGCAUUAUAUCUACAAAAUAUAGAUAAUAGCAAGAGAUCCAAGACUAUGAGUGAUCUAGAUAAUGUUUUUCCAGGCGAUUUGCCUUUUAACAACAACGGAGUUGCCAAUCCUGUUGUUUCCACUAAAAACGUAGUUGUUGACAACAGCUACCUUUCUGGUGUGAGUUCUAAAUGUUAUAAUCCAAACAUUUCUGUUGGCAUUACCACACCUACUACCCCAAACACCCCCUCAACCACACCUAUUGCUGCAGUAUCUACACGCACCCCCAACACAAGCACGAACACUGAGGUGAACACCAACAGCAGUGUCAAAGUUGAAAUGGCCAAUCAAGUUGAAUGGCUAAAUAUAAGUAAAAUGAGUGGCGAUAGAAUGAUUCAAAUUUUGGAUAUUUUGCAAACGAUGAAAUUGCAUAAUAGCAAUAGCAUUAAUGAUAACAAUAAUAAUGCCAAUGGUGGUAAUAUUACUUUUAGGGAGCAAGUUACUGAAAAUAUCAAAUCUAUUUUGAAUCUUCUAAACCAGUCGCACUUAGAACUUAAGUUAAAAAUAUUGGCCAAGGAAUUUGGACAACAAAAUACGGCAAAACUCAAAAAUGGGGAACAUCCAGACGACUGGUUGUGGUUGAAUCAAAAGUAUCCCAGAAAAGAAAAUCAAUUAAAGCAGUUUCCAAGAUUGAUAAUAAGUGAUACGAAGAGGAAUUCCUCUAAAUACUAUAAUAUUGAAGUUAGAACUUCUAGCGGGUAUAAUGAGUACAAUAUAGACUCAGAGUUAGAGAUUGAUCUGCUAAACUUAUCAAAUAUGACCUUGUUAAGGGAAAGUGAUGAUAGGAAAAGAAAGACUAAAUAUUAUGAACUUAUUGAAAAAAAGAUGAAAAGACCACUAAACAGUUUCAUGUUGUACAGAACGAGUGUUAUUAAAGCUUUGUGUUUGUUAAAAGUGGUUUCGGUAGUUACUCAGUUGGUUACGCUACUAAAGCUGUAUAUUCCACCGGCACAAGAUGACUUAGAUGAAGAGGAGGAAGAAUUAUACUAUUUGAAUAAAAUAUAUUAUAUGGUACUAAAAAGAAGGGAAGUUGGUAGUGGUACUGUUUAUUCGAAUGACAAAGAGUCUCAGUUAAUAUCGUCUUUGAUUGAUAGUCAGCUAUAUGAAUUUGACGCUGAUAAGAAUGUUUCUGUUCCAAUAGACCCCAAAUUUUCUAAUAAUUCGAUAUUAACACAAGUGAUAACUUUGCUUUGGAAUACUGAGGAUUCCAAGGUCAAAGAACAGUUCACUCAUUUCAGUCAAUUAGAAAAGCUACAUCACCAUAGGGUAUAUCCCAAAUACAAAUAUUGUCCGUUGAAAAGAAAAAAUAUCCUUAAAAAAAUACAAAAUAAUAAUAACGGUAAAAGUAUUGGUAGUAAUAAAAGAAGUAAUAGUACUGGUACUAUUGUGUUCGGUAGGUAA
Messenger RNA from Saccharomycodes ludwigii, 1956 nucleotides. RefSeq lists its product as uncharacterized. Bases 1 to 1956 code for a protein of 651 amino acids. The record is from RefSeq and is a predicted model, not a curated record. The transcript has a single exon. Lineage: Eukaryota; Fungi; Ascomycota; Saccharomycetes; Saccharomycodales; Saccharomycodaceae.